CCUCCUCCUCCUCCUCCUCCUUUUAUCUCCUUUGCUUGCCCUUCCUCUCCAGUUCUCUCCCUUCUCUUGUCACGCAACGCACGCACGUUUAUUGAAGGGUCGCCACGGUUUGCUCUUAUGGCGAGGACAGCACUUUAAAGGACCCUGCUCCCCUGCCAACCCUGCCACACCUGCCACACCCUGCAAACAUCUCUACCCCUCUGGUUUUGGGACACCCGGAUACCCCUCUCCUCUUGAUCGUGUCAGGCUAAGAGUUGAGUCCCCGCGAGGCAAUGCAAGCUUCUCUCAUCUCCCCCGCCACCACCACCACCACCUCUCCCAGCCCCGCGUCCACCACCCAACAGCUUCUCUGCCGCGUCUGACUGCCAUGACAGGCGAUGGUCUCCACAGCUACAGUUUCUCGCCGGGCGUGGUCAAAGGUUCCUUCAGUGUCGGCCGCAGGGACACCCCCAGCAGCGCCUAUCCCGGACACUGGCUCUACAGGACGUUUGUGGGAGGUGGUGGCGCCGCAGGACACAGUAGCUCCCUCCCCUGCUCUGUCCUCAACCCCAACAAGGCCAUUUUCACCCUUGACGCCUCCUCCAGGAUUCUCACAACCAAUGACAUGUGCUCACUACUGCUGGGUGAGGCUGAGGAAAAGCUGUGUGGAGGCUCCCGGCGACUCUCAGACUUCAUCUCCUGCCCUGUCACUGCUCGGUACCUGGCCAGCCUUGCCUCGGACACCACCACCACUGCCCAGAGCCAAGAGGAACUGCCUGUAGACCUUGUGCCCUCAGUUGUCCCUGGUUAUGAUGCUGCUGAUGGAAAGGGGGCCAUAUUUAGUGGAAGAGUGGUGAGUGUUGAGACGAUGGAGAAUGGUAGUCAGCUGUGUUCUCUUUGGCUGAAGGGCCUGCCAAGGGAGGUGGGCCAGGAACAGAGGUGGAUGGCUGUGCUGGAACCUAUUGAAGUCACACAGGCUAAGGCUACAGUGGACUACAGCGGCGCCAUCCUGGACAAUGAUGAAGCAUUUCGCGCUCUCUUCGGCUUCCCUGACACAGUGCUCAUCAGCCACCUGGAGAACAUACAUAACCUUAUCCCAAGUCUGCAGCUUCCCUCACCUCCACCUACUUCCACCACCUCCACCUCCUCCUCCUCCACCUCCUCUUCUUCUUCCGCCAAGCAUCCAUCUGUUCUACCGAUGCAGGAGUUAGAGCAGCAGCAAUGUACAGGAGUGAGUGUGGAGGGCAGCAGCACCUUCCCUCUGUGUGUGCAGCUGUCCCACCACCUCCCACAGCCACACUCCCACAUCUCACACACGCCUGCACUCAAUCUGGACAUCUCGGUGUUCUCCAAUAUCAGUGGCCUUGUGGUGCUGGACAGUUCAGGAAACAUAAGCGACUACAACUACAACUUCACGCGUUUCCUGUUUGGUUAUGGUCAUGGGGAACUGGAUGGCCAGAGCAUAUCCCUCAUCAUCCCCUCCAUUUAUGAGGACAUGAGGCAGACACAGGAGGAGGGCUAUGAGGAGGAGGUGUCCACUGGGAGCUACUGGGAGGAGGAGGAAGAGGAGGAGGAGGAGGAGCUGGAGGUGGAGUUGGAGGUGGAGCUGGUAGAGGAGGAGGAAGAGAACAAGGAGGUGCAGAAGGAGAAUAAAGAGAAGGGUGAAAAACACAGCAAAUCACAAAUAAUGGAGCAGAACAGCAAACCUAGUAACAACAACAACACCACCACCACCACCACCAUUGCAGCAUCACACAGUCUGGCCAUGCGGGACAUCACCAAUUCUCUUAAUGCUGUGGAACUCAAGCCACAGCCACAGCAGCACUGCCUCUACAACACCUGGCUGGAGGAGAAGAGCAGUGACGAGAACCAGGUGACCCAGGCAAACCAGGUAACCCAGGUGAGCAAGGAGAGCCUGGUGAACAAGAUAAACAAGACACCAGCCUCCCUCAUCACCUCCACCCCUGCCGCCAAGCCCUGCCUCCCUGCCCGGCCCCUCGCUGACCCCAUACACCAGGGCACGUUCUUUGGGGUCGGCAGGCACAAGGACGGGUCAGAUUUGAGAGUCAUCUAUCAGAUCCGACGUGUGGUUCUGGACACCCUGGAGAAGGAGGAAGAUGAAGAAGAGGAGGAAGAGGAGGUGGAUGUGGAACGGAUGAGGGACACAGAAGGAGGUGGAGGAGGAACAGUCUUUUACUACAUGUGGAUACUGAAUGACAGGGAUGGAAUGAUGGAUGACGCACCUUCCACUCUUGAUCUCACUUUUACUUCCCUCCACGACACUACUGAGCUUUCCCUUGGCCAUGCCAUCACACGCGAGGCUCGGGAACCAAAGAAACAAGAGCGGGAGGAGGAGGAGGAGAAGGAACGCCAGCAGAAGAACAAGAAGAAGAAGGAGGUAGAGGAAGAUGAGGAGGUGGGUGAUGAAACAGUUGACUCCUCCUACUGCCCCUCCUUCACCUCCUCGUCUGACUGUGGGGGUGACGGAGAGCACAGCCACACUUGCACGGAUGGCAGCUCAGGGGCAGAGUACUCCCUUAAUCACUCCCGCAGAGGGGCACGCCACUCCUCCUCCUCCGCGCCUGAGGAAGAGAAGGAUGUCCCGGAGGAGGGGGAGUUCAGCCAGCACUACCAAGUCCUGAAGCAGAUUGGGAAAGGAGCGUUUGGUUGUGUGAAGCUGAGUCACCGCUGCUCUGAUGGCUUGCUGGUGGUGACAAAGUUCAUCAAGAAAUCGAAGGUGUACAAGGACAGCUGGGUGGAUGACAUGGUGCUGGAGCGUAGGGUGCCUCUUGAAGUGUCCCUCCUCAUGAGUCUAGACCAUCCUAAUAUUGUGACAGUUCUGGAUGUCUUUGAGAAUGACAAGUACUUCCAGCUGGUCAUGGAAAAGCUUGGGUCUGGAAUGGAUCUCUUUGAAUUCAUCGACAGAAAUCCAAAGCUUGAUGAAUUUUUGGCCGCACAUAUCUUUCGACAGAUCGUGGCAGCCCUCACAUACCUCCACUCUCUGGACAUUGUGCACCGCGAUGUGAAGGAUGAAAAUGUUAUAAUGGACAAUCGAUUCCAUGUCAAACUCAUCGACUUUGGGUCCUCAGCCUUCACCGCACCAGGAAAGAAGUUCUCCCAGUUUGCCGGCACUGUUGAAUAUUGCAGUCCGGAAGUGCUCAUGGGGAACAAGUACACAGGAUAUGAGGUGGAGGUAUGGUCGCUGGGUGUCACUCUCUACACCCUCAUGUACUGGGAGAACCCUUUCUAUGAUGUGGACGAAACUAUCAAGGGUGUUCUCAAUAUACCGUAUGAACACUCCCCUGAACUGACGUCACUCCUGAAGGGAAUGAUGGAGAAGGACGUCAGUGCCCGCCUCACACUGCCACAGGUUGAGAAGCACCCCUGGACACAGCUGCCUUGUAACCCAGACCAAUACACCUUCCAUCAUGUCGUGCACUGCUCCAAGAGGGAAAGAAACCCCAAGCAUUACCUCAGAGACUACAUACAGAAUGGGGAAGACACAGCUGCCUCUUCUCGGAGUUUUCUAGACGAGGAGCUCCAUCAGAACCAGCUAGUGUCCACUCCUCCACCUGUACCAAUCCGCCGGGCUAACUCCGCCACCACCCCACGUCGUCCUUCCCACCCUGGCAAGAACAGGGACAGAUUAUGGUCGGCCUCCCCUCUUAGUGUAUGCCCCACAGCAGCAACAGCAACAGCAACAGCAACAGCAACAACAGCAGGCAGAAGUCACAAAUGUGUUCCGGACCGCUGCUGUACCCCAUGUGUUGUGUCCUGCUCCACACACUCCACGCACUCCAGGGCCUCCACCACCCACUCCCUCUCCUCCAUCAGGAGUACAAUCACAGUGGACUCAGCUUCUUUCUCCGCCUGCUCUCCUCCUCCUCCCCUCCUCCCCACCUCCUCCUCCUCCUCCUCCCCUCCACCACCCCCACCACUGCCACUGCCUCAGACUGGGCCAACACACAAUGCAAGUCCACCUGUGUCUCUUCCACCUGCCGGGACUCUUCCGCGCCUCUCUCUGACUCCACGCCAACUUCAGACUCAGGAAGCAGCCACAGUACUCUUGAUGACCCUUGCUGCCCAUUAAGCCCCUGCCCUGCUGAUUCCACCUGCCACCACCACCACCAUCACCAUACGUCAAGCGGGGACCAGCACCACAGCCACAGCCGCAGUCAUGGGUCGUCCAGCUGUGAGGGAAGCCAAGGCGCAUGUCACUCCUCCAGGGAUGCCAGCUGCUGCUCAGACCAUUGUUCCAGCUGGCAGGAGGGCUCACUGUCACUGUCAAGUAGAACUAAACAGGAUUUCCUAACCUCUCUCUUCUCAUACUCCUCCUCAUCAGCUUCCUCCUCCUCCUCCAGUUCCUCCUCCUGCUCCUCCUCCUGCUCCUCCUCCUCGCCAGAAUCCAGCCCUCACAAGUCGCAGAAGUCGUCUAACUCGGCUUUCAACAGUGACGCUUUGUUCUACAGUGAGCCUUUCUCCUUCAGUGACCUCCUGAGCCUCACCGACCUUGACCUAGUGGAGGGUGUCUUGCCGCAUCCCUGUGACUCCCUCUGGGAUGACAGCAACCCUGACAGCCCCUAGCCUAGUGACCUGACCUCAAGUGUGAUCUCCUAUUUCUACAAGGUUGUAAUGCACUGCAAUUUUUUUUUCUGGCAUCUGUUUCUUGUUUUUUUUACCUUUUCUUUUCUUUUAUCACCUUGUUUCUCCUUUAUUUUGUCUUUCUAUAUCUCUUCUGUGUUUUCUGGGUUAUUUCUGUUCAUUUUCCCAUUUUUAUUCUCUUUCUCUUCUUCCUUUUUUGAACUUAUUCCUCUCUUUCAUCUCCUUGUCUCUCAUUUACUUUCUUUUUUCACAUCUUUUCUCUAAGUUUUGUGUUGUACUCUUUUAUUUCCUUCCUUUCUCCCUUUCUCUCCAUUUUUUCCACAUUUUCCUUGUUUUUAGCACAUUUUUCCUUGUCUUUUUUAAUCCCAGUGUGUCAUUUACAUCCUCUCUUGGUCUCCUCCAUUGCCAAUCAUUUAAAGUCCCCAUUUUAAAGAGUUACCGUUUAUCUCUGUCUUUCUCCUCAUACAGGGAAUCUAGGCAUUAUUUUUGUAUGAGAACUCUUUGAAAAUAUUUGUCUUGUAUGCAUUUAUGUAAUAGUUAAGGAGAUACCAAGCCUCAGUAAUAUAAGAGAUGAUAUGUAGGCAAGUGAAAUGCAAGACAGAACAGAAGAGUGUCGUAAAAGUGAGAGAUUAUUGUGUAUUGCUGGUUCAUAAUUGUAUUUUUUCAUACGGGACAUCAUUACGUGGUUAGAUUUAUCAUUUAUCUUUGUUUCUGUAUGAUUUUGAGAAUGUCAGUGAUGGUGUUAUGGAUGUCUGAAGAGUCUGAUUACUGGAAAUGUUCUCUUCAGUCCCUCUAUUAUUUAUUUAUUUUUUUUUUUUCUUAUUUUUAGCAUGUUCUUUUAAAUUGGCACCUUUCAUUUUGUCUAUAGAUUCAAAAGACAUGACUGAUUUUAGUUAUAUGUUUUAGAUUAUUGAUAACGUUCUCUUCAGUCCCUCUCUAUAUUUUUUUUCAGCACGUUUUAAUAAUCUCUGCCUUUCAUUUCAUCUAUGCAAUUCAAAAGACAUGACUGAUUUUAGUUAUAUGUUUUAGAUUAUUGAUAACGUUCUCUUCAGUCCCUCUCUAUAUUUUUUUUCAGCACGUUUUGAUAAUCUCUGCCUUUCAUUUCAUCUAUACAUUUCAAAAGACAUGAUAGAUUUUAGUUCUACUCUUUAGGUUAUUGGUAACUUCUUAGUGUUUAUUUUCUUGCCAGUUUUGACAUUUUAAGGUUUUGAUUUACAGAUUUCUCUUCCUUAUUUUAUUUCUUUCCUUGGGUUUUUAAAGUGUGGAUCUUCUGAGGCAGCCUUGAUUUGCAGUUAUAUUUACGUAUAACAGAAUAUACUUUUGUAUUCUGGGUGUGUAUACAAUAUGGCCCGGUUAUGAUGCUAAACACCAGGUGAAUAUUCUUUUUAUUUACGUAUAGCAGAAAAAUGCCUUUGUAUUCUGGGUGUGUAUACAGUAUGGCCCGGUUAUAAUGCUAAAACACCAGGUGAAUAUUUUAAGUCAUUUCAACAUCAAGUGACAAAAAUUAUAUAAGAUUCUAAAGUUCAUGAAGUUUUGUGUAUUAUAACAGGGACGUCUUGUAUUUGCCUGCGGGAUUUAUGCGUGAGAUGUUCGUAUGCUUAAUUUUUUUUCCUUUUAUGUAAGAGAGGAGGACUGGCCAAGGGCAACAAAAAUGUAAAGAAAAAAAAGGCCUACUCAGUCACCAGUCCCCUUACAGAGCUGAUAGAAUUGAAACACUCACACACACGGACAAAGGGAGGGACUGUUUGUUGUCUUCAGAGAUACCUUUGUGUUGUUCAAAGUGCAGUGCCAGAAACAAUAGUGAAUAGACAAACUUGAUAGAUACAAACUACUACUACUAUUACUACUAUUACAUGUACUACUAGCAAGAGAAAUUAAUCACUAGACAGUAUAAGCAAAACGCAUGGAAACGCUGGUAAAAAUCUUGCCUGUACGUAUAUUUUACUUAACGCAGGACAAGUUAUAGCGUCAGAACAUUUAUAAUAGCAUCACAAUUAAUCGCAGAACUUGCAUGUUGAGUUCUCACAUAACCUCACCAUUUGCUGGACACGAUUCACCAUGCCUGACACCUCACCAUCACUAUCACUGCCCCCGUUUUGUGAGGUGCACCAGGCUCGUCACCUCACCAUCACAGUGUUAGCAGCAGCAGCAACAGCCAGAGUAUUCACAGUCAUGCAAUCUCUUAUAUAAGCUGCAAGGAGAUAGGCACUUUAUUUCUUUGUUUCUCUUGUUUUUACCUCACUGUUUGAUGUUUAUCUUUUUUAAUUUUUUUGAAGUUGUCUGAUUGUGGUUCAUUUUUGUAUUUUUUUUACUUUCACAGUCAAGCAGUCUCUUAUUCAAGCUGCAAGGAGAUUAGGCACUGUUUCUCUUAUUCAUAUGUUUUCUAGUUCACUAUAAGAUGUUUUAAUUUAUUAUUACUUUUUUUCAAGUUGUCUGUUUUUUAAUGGUUCAUUCAGCAGGCAAUAUUGACUAAUUUUUUGUAUCUUUUAGUUUGUGUCAUGUUUACUUCAAUUUUCAAGAUGUAACUCUUUGUGCAGACUUUUAAAAGCAAUGCCAACUUCUUUUGUUUGGUUUAGAUAAAGAAAGUAUUGGUUUUAAUCAUGUUUUGCUGCUGCUUCAGUUGUUUUUUGUCAUUACUACAUCUUGGCUUCAAAUUUUAUGCUCGGAUUCAUUAUGCAAACUUUAAAUACCUGUGUGACUCUGUGUUGUCUUGUAUUGGUAAGGAAAGUGUUGAUUUUUGUGCUUCUCCACAUCACAGGUGGCUUUGGUUCAUUAGGGCACAGGUGCAAAGAUUCAGAUUUAUCAAGCGAACUUUGUAAUGUCAGGAUCAAGUGGUUAGGUUUAUUUAGAUUUAUAUUUUGUCAUAGUAAAGAUUUAUUCCAAUUUCCGUGCUCCUCAGGUGACUGCAAUCAAUUAUGUCACAGGUAAAACGUUACAUUCAUAUUAACAAACAGGAAAACCUUCAUAAAAAAAACACAUUCUUGGUUCACGUCUUUGUUUAAAUUCACAGAGCAAACUUCUCAAAAUACUGAAGUCGUUACAUUUGCUCGCAUACGUUUUACAAGGCAUUGCUUUGUUAACGCCCUUCACAUAUUACUGAGCCCACUUCUGACGCAUGAAACAGAUGUACACACACACACACACACACACACACUCCAGUCAGAACCCUCUUGUAGGUAGUGUAAGUUCAUUUUUUAUACAGAACCACAAAUCAUAGGGUAGCGUAUUUUUGUCGCCUCGUCUCCUUCCUUCCCAGUCUCUCCAUUUCUCUUAGGCCAUUAUAUACGUAACUUCUCAAUCAGGCACAGUGUUCAUGAGCAGAAGUCACUUGCUGCAUUCACUUCCACUUGUAGCGUUUUCCUUCAGUCUUAAGUCCACAGAUCUUCUCACAGCAUCAGUUGUUGGGUUUUGUAAGGCUGACAGAUCGUGGUACUUAGACUCAGGGAAACAGAGACUUAACCCCUUCGACACUGGGACACAUUUUUACCUUGAGAUUUGUGUAUGGUUAGACCAUUUUAUUGACAUUUGGAAGGGUCUAUGGAGGGCUGAAUGUUAAUGGCCACAGUCUUCAUUAUUCUAAUCCCCCACAUUAGUUUCUGAAGCUGUAGAAAAUCACCAAAUAGUAAUGAAUAGAGAAAUGCAUUAUGGUACUCAAGGGGUUAAACUGUAGAAUCCUGAAGCAGAGGCUAUUUAUACCAGGCUGACAAUCCCAUACAGUGUGAGACAACCAACACACCACACUGUCUAAUCGAUGUUUAUGUAUGCACCAGCCUGGCAUUCUUGUCUGUGUAUAUGCAAAGCUGGCACAGACUAACACUUUACUCACAUUAACCCCUUCAGUACUGGAACACAUUUUUCCUUGAGAUUUGUGCAUGAUUAGACCAUUUUAUUGACAUUAGGAAACAUCUAUGGAUGUUAGAAGAUUAAUGGCCAAAGUCUUAACUAGUUUACUCACCCACAUAAGUUUCUGAAGCUGUAUAGAAUCACCAAAUAGUCACCAGAAUGAAUAUGAAAACAUGUCAUGGUACUGAAGGGGUUAAUAUCAGACACUCCUACACAGAAAAAGUCUCAUGGCUCACCUUUCUACACUUGAAUAGUAUAAAAGGAGCUAAACAAGAUCAUUACUAUAAAAAGCUUGCAAUAUAAGUCAAUGCAGUAUUGGUAAGAGAGGCAGUGAAUGCAUUAAGUGACCCUCUGAUUAUGACAGCCCUAGUACUUUAACAGAAGAACAUCUAAGGGGAGAAGCUAGUCAGUGUUGCCUUACAUGAUAUAUAUAAACUACCACUCCACUGUAGAGACAACUUGUGUACUGCAUAGACCUGUGGAUGUCUGUGUCUCUCUCUCUACUCAGUCACCUUUGUUAUUUCUGAGUAUGUGAAGCUCUUAUUGUUCUCAGGAUGUGUUGAUAAUCCAAAUGCAGGUCAGGAUUUAUUUUAUUUUUCAUUCUCAUUUUUUUUCUUGGUUUUGUACUGUUUAAAAAUGUCUUUUCUUUUAUUCCUCAUUGUUCUGUAAUUAUUAUAUGCUUUUCUCAUUGUUUACUUAUUUAUUAUGUUGUGUCCUUGAUUUUUUUUUUUUUUUUUUUUUUUUUUUUCAUUAUCUUGUUUCGUUCUUAGUUUUGUAGUUUAAAAAUGUUCUUUCAUUAUUCUUCCCUAUUCUGUCAUUCUUUAUUCUUUUUCUAAUUUCUUACAUAUCUUAUUUAUUAUAUUUUGUGUGUCAUUGAAGGAUUUUUAUUUUCCACUCCCUUGUUUCUUGGUUUUAUACUGUUUAAAAAUGUCUUUUCUUUAUUCUUCUCUUAUUCUGUCAUUCUUUUAUUCUUCUCAUUUUUUAUAGAUUUUAUUUAUUAUGUUGUGUCUCUCCUUGUUUCUAAUCUGUCAUGGUGUGUAAAGGUUUGUUUUAUUUAUUUUCAACAAGAUAAUCUUCUCUCAUAAGUUAUUGAAUUCAGGAGUAGGUGUGUUUUUGUCAUUAUUAUUGUUUUAUCCAUUCUCUCCGUCUUUCCUUGGUUUUAUCUGGCGUGGUUUGUGAGAUUUGAGUGAAUCAACUUUUCUCAACCGUGACUUUAGUUUGGUGUGUUUGAAAGAGUCUGAUUUUGUCUUUUUUCUCUUAUUAUUAUGUCAGUUCAGUGUAGUGUUUGAGAGAAGACAAAUCUGUCUUUCUCACUCAUUCAUUCAGUAUUAUUUUGUUUGAGAGAGUGAAUUAACUUUCCUCAACCAUGACCUCAGUUUGAAAGAGCCUGAUUUUUGUCUUUCAUCGUGUUUGAGAUCUCGAGAGUCAGUUUAUUUCCUCCUUGGUCACGUUUAAGAGAAUCCCAACUUUUUGUGGUGCACUGUUCACCAUUGCUCCCGUCGCCGACCUUGCUGUGCUGUCAACAUUCCAGGCAAGAUUGUGUCAAGGUACAAAUUAACAUUAAGUUGCUUCUUCUUCUUGCCAAGUCGAAGACACGUUUAGUUUGUAUUACUACUAUUUCUUGAUUUAUUUUAUACCUACAGUGAUUAUUAUACAUUAUUGUCAUUACCUUUUAUUGAUCUGGCCAAUUAUACUUAACACUAUUCA
Molecule: messenger RNA, 10131 nt
Organism: Portunus trituberculatus (swimming crab)
Lineage: Eukaryota; Metazoa; Arthropoda; Malacostraca; Decapoda; Portunidae
Gene: Pask
Product: probable serine/threonine-protein kinase DDB_G0280133
Exons: 24
Coding region: 368-4069 (1233 amino acids)
Biological process (GO): protein phosphorylation; negative regulation of glycogen biosynthetic process; intracellular signal transduction
Cellular component (GO): nucleus; cytoplasm; cytosol
Molecular function (GO): protein serine/threonine kinase activity; ATP binding
Source: RefSeq, a predicted model, not a curated record